AUGAAAAGAGUUCGCGAGACACAAAACGCGGCUUCUUCCUCAACUGCUGCUGACGCUCAAACAACAGCAGGAGAGCAACCCAAGACAAAACAAGCAAAGACAGCUGCUACUACUCCCACUCAACAACCACAACAGCAACAACAAAAUUCAACAUCAGUACAAGAUGCCCUUGCUUAUUUGGAUCUGGUCAAGAAAACAUAUGCCAACGAGCCUCAUGUUUAUUCCAGAUUCUUGGAGAUUAUGAAGGAGUUCAAAAAUCAUGUAAUUGAUACACCAGGUGUUAUUCAGAAAGUAUCAGAAUUAUUCAAGAAUCAUUCACAUCUCAUUCUAGGAUUUAAUUCUUUCCUUCCACCGGGCUACAAGAUUGUCCUGGAAAAUAAUGAGCAAAGCAGCAUGAAUGCAGCAGAGAAUCAGCAGACAUCGCCAACACCUUCCAACGCUUCACAGAGUGUUGUACAAGGUAAAAAGAAAAAGAGAUCGACGUCGCCACCUCCCGUACCAGCUGCUGCUUCAUCCAAACCAACCAACGACAGAAGCAUUGAUUUUGAUCAAGCCAUUUCAUAUGUUACCAAAAUCAAGAAGAGAUUUGCUGACAGUCCACACACAUACAAAGCAUUUUUGGACAUUUUGCAUAACUAUCAGAAGGAACAAACGACCAUCAAAAAGGUGUAUGAGCAAGUUUCUGACUUAUUCAAGGACCACCAGGAUCUGUUGAGUGAAUUUGCUCAAUUCCUUCCAAUGCCAGAUCAGUCAAAGAAGUCGAGAAAAGUGAAGAAGAGUCAACAGCCACAACAACAAGCAGUAUCCGCUCCAACCGCAAUUUCAGAUGACAAGAAGCGAAGAACCGCUAGAACCACAACCAAACCUAAGCAACAUGAGGACUUUGAAUAUGAAGAUGAGAGCUUGCUUAAGAGAGAAAAGGUUGUUCCUGCCGAAACCAAAUCAUCCGUUUACGGACCAAGUUACAGAGUUUUGAAUAAGACUUAUCCCGAACCAAUAUGUUCCGAGAGAACUGAAUUGUGCAACCAGGUAUUGAAUGAUGAGUUUGUAUCAGUUCCUGCAGGUAGUGAAGAAAGCAGGGAUAUUCAAAAGAAGAGUCAAUUUGAUGAAAUUAUUUUCCAAUGUGAAGAUGAUAGAACCGAGCUUGAUAUUGUCAUUGAACAAAAUGAAUCAACAAUCAAAUUCUUGGCCUACUAUGCUGAGAAAAUCAAAAACAAUGAAGAUUUUACCUUUAACUAUGAAGAUAUGAAGGACAUCCACAGAGCGAGUAUCAACAGAAUCUAUGCAGAGAGAGGUCCCGAAGUACUCGAAGGUCUUCGAAGAAAUCCAGCUGUGGCCAUUCCUAUUGUCUACAGAAGAUUAAAACAAAAAGAUGAGGAAUGGAAAAAGGCAAGAAAAGAACUGAAUAGAUUCUGGAAUGAUAUUUACCAAAAGAAUUUCCAAAAGGCCAUGGAAAGUCAAUACAACAUCUUCAAACAAAACGAAAAGAAGAAGCUCAAACCCAAGGAGAUACUCAGAGAAGUCAAAGAAAGACACGAAUACUGUCGGCCAUUGAUAUUCGAAUUCCCAGAUCGACAAAUUCAUGACGAUAUUUAUUAUUUGCUCAUCAACUUAACAAAUGAUUUGACUCCAGAAGAAGUUAGAGAUAUUAACAUGUUGUGGAAAGACUUUCUCAUUCCAUUCCUAGACUUGCAAUCGAGUGAUUAUGUCAAAUCAGAGAGAUUUGAUGCCGUCCUGAAGGAAGUACCUGAGGGAGAACAGCCAAACUCCACACCGACCAGCUAUUUUACGGAUUUAUUCAAACAAGCAGACGAGCCAUCGGGAGAUGGUGCAGAAUUUCCACCAAUUGUCGAGCAGCAGAUUAGCAAGCAAGAAAACAGGUAUCGAAACAAUGUAUUCUACGGUAACUCAUUCUUCAUGAUAUUCUUCCGCUAUUAUUGCGCACUUUAUGAAAAGCUUUACCGAGCAAAGCUGGCCAGUAAGAGAACAGCUAGAAUGAGACAAAAGAGUGUCGAUACAGCCACAAUUCUCAAAGAACAUGAUACUCUCCUCGAAAAGAGCAACUUCAACAAUGAAAAGAAAGAAAAGGAGAAGGAGAAGGUGAUUGAAGAAAUGGCCUCCAAGACCAAUGGUGGUGAUCAUAUGGAAAUUGAUUCCGACAUUAACAAGAUUGCAGACGAUAUUUAUUCGCAAUUCUUGGUUGUCAUGAUCAAAUUCCUGAACGGUCUGGGAACCUCUCAAUCCUACGAUGAUGAUUGUAGAAAACUUCUCGAUUACGACUCAUAUCCUGUUCUGACAUUCGAUAGAGUUUUUGUCGAAUUCCAAAAACAUGUGUAUGCCAUGAUGACCGACCAUAGAGAUGCUUGCUACGAAUUCCUCCAAUUGUUCAAGUACGAAAUGCAAAGAGUGAAUAGGUUCAUUGACAAUUCGUAUCGUUUGAAUGCUCAAAAAUUAGUCGGCGAUGAAGUGUGUUAUGUGCUUGAAUACAGUAAGAGAAGUCAAAAAGCGAGAAUUGAUGAAAUCGAUCCUCCUGAAGUUGACCUAGAAAAAAUAGAAGCUGAGGAAAAGGCUCUCUGCUACGUACAAGAGUUCUUGCUGUCCUCUCCUCCACCAGAAUUGGCCCAAAAGAAUAAGAUCUUCCUUCAAAGAAACAAGAAAAGAGGAUCCAAUGUUGAUCCACACAGCAUCAUCAUUAGAAACAGACUAGAAUGUAAAAUAUGUAUAGCCACUUUCAAGCUCUAUUUUGUGGAGGAUACUGAAGAUUUCUUGUUCCGUAAGAGCAAGAAAGAGUCACAAAAAUCUAAACAAAACAGAGCACAAAGAUGGCAUAAAAUUUGUGAACAACUUGUGGAGAAGAUUCCCAGAUCCUCCAUGGAAAACUCAACAGAACAACAACCUUCCUCAUCAGCUAUGGAAACCUCUAAUGAUUAA
Molecule: messenger RNA, 2931 nt
Organism: Naegleria fowleri
Lineage: Eukaryota; Heterolobosea; Eutetramitea; Acrasida; Naegleriidae
Exons: 6
Coding region: 1-2931 (976 amino acids)
Biological process (GO): negative regulation of transcription by RNA polymerase II
Cellular component (GO): histone deacetylase complex; chromatin
Molecular function (GO): transcription corepressor activity
Source: RefSeq, a predicted model, not a curated record